This is a messenger RNA of Vitis riparia (riverbank grape), 578 nucleotides long. Its product is annotated as probable steroid-binding protein 3. Bases 57 to 356 code for a protein of 99 amino acids. The record is from RefSeq and is a predicted model, not a curated record. Lineage: Eukaryota; Viridiplantae; Streptophyta; Magnoliopsida; Vitales; Vitaceae. The transcript has a single exon. Gene Ontology annotation, cellular component: membrane; endomembrane system.
AAGGGAACAGCGACAGCGAGUGAAGGCGCUGAAGGGAGAGGAAGCAGGAGAAGGAAAUGGAGGUAACAGCAGAACAACUGAAGCAAUUCGACGGCUCAGAUCCAUCCAAGCCCAUAUAUGUGGCGGUCAAGGGUCGCAUCUUCGAUGUCACCACCGGCAAGUCCUUCUACGGUCCCGGCGGCUCCUACUGCAUGUUCGCCGGCAAAGACGCCAGCCGAGCUCUCGCCAAGAUGAGCAAGAACGAGGAAGACAUCUCUCCUUCUCUCGACGGCCUCUCUGAAAAGGAGAUGGGCGUCCUGAAUGACUGGGAAAACAAGUUCCAAGCUAAGUACCCUGUUGUCGGCCGUGUCAUCUAGUCUCAUCUCUCUCCUCUCUCUCUUUCUCAUGCGUUAUAUUUUGUUGAGUUGGGUUCUUUGGGUGUUGUUUGCUUGUGGGUACCUGUAAUUCUGAUGGAAUAUCGAAUGUUCUGUUAGCACUUUUGAGGCUCUGGGGGCUUGGGUCGGAAGGGUGGUUGUGUAUUUGGCUUUGUGGUGCAAAGUGAAUAAAUGGGUCUUUUAUUAAUCUUGGUUUUAUGCUUU